Molecule: messenger RNA, 1035 nt
Organism: Eruca vesicaria subsp. sativa (arugula)
Lineage: Eukaryota; Viridiplantae; Streptophyta; Magnoliopsida; Brassicales; Brassicaceae
Source: the annotation of a GenBank genome assembly
AUGGCGGCGAAUGAAGAAGCGGUGAAGUAUGUAUGGGAAGGAGCAAUUCCACUACAAAUCCAUCUCCACAAAUCCGAAGUCGCUUCUCACCCUGCUCCUCCUCCUGCUCUUGUGUUAGCACCAAGGAUAGGGUACUUGCCUCUGUUGGUUCCUCUGAUAAAGCCUUACUUCAAGGAUUCACUUCCUCCUGGUGAAGAGUCUAUCUGGUUUGAUUACAAAGGAGUUCCUUUGAAAUGGUAUAUACCAACAGGUGUUCUUUUUGAUCUCUUAUGCGCUGAACCUGAACGACCUUGGAAUCUCACUAUACACUUUAGGGGAUAUCCUACCAAUGUACUGCUUCCAUGUGAAGGAGAAGAUUCUGUCAAGUGGAACUUUGUUAAUUCUUUGAAAGAGGCGGCAUAUAUCAUCAAUGGAAACUGUAAGAAUGUUAUGAAUAUGUCUCAGAAUGAUCAAGAGGAUAUGUGGACCUCUGUUAUGAACGGUGAUCUUGAGGCCUACACAAGAUUAUUACCCAAGCUUAAAAUGGGAAAUAUCGAAGAUGAGUAUUCAAGAAAAGAAGGUUUGUCAUCUCCAAUCUCGGGACAAGGUGGGACGGAGAUAGAUAUGGCUGGACAAGUUAAGACAGCAAGGAUUCCUGUUCGGCUGUAUGUUCGAAGUGUAAAUGAAAAUUUCGAGUUUCUUGAAGAUGUACCUGAGAUGGAUACAUGGGAUGAGAUCUCGUACUUGAAUCGCCCUGUUGAGUUCCUCAGAGAAGAAGGGAAAUGCUUUACUUUGCGUGACGCCAUUGAAACUCUCCUCCCGGAGUACAUUGGAGACAGAGCUCAAACAAGUGGAGAAGAGGGUGAAGAACGAACAACAACAGAUGUAUCAGAAGAAGCAGAAGGGUCGCAGGAGACGAGGGGAGAAAUAAAACUGAUAAGAAUCCAAGGGAUUGAAAUGAAACUAGAGAUACCGUUUUCGUGGGUAGUAAAUAACUUGAUGAACCCAGAAUUCUAUCUCCACAUCUCUGUUCUUGUCAAAGCUCCUCAAAGGUAA